Molecule: messenger RNA, 459 nt
Organism: Microbotryum saponariae
Lineage: Eukaryota; Fungi; Basidiomycota; Microbotryomycetes; Microbotryales; Microbotryaceae
Source: the annotation of a GenBank genome assembly
AUGUUGUUGACCACGCCGAUCCGCUCCAAUGCGCUCGGGUUCACGCUCUGCGGCGAGAUGCUUCGCGUGUACCUGGUCAACGCUUACGGUGUGUUCGCGACCGAGACCCGGGACUUUCGCACAGACACGAACAAGCACCUCCUCUCGAGAGUUCUUUUACACCUGCUCGAGCUCGACGACCGCGACUACGGCGUACUGGCCAGUACGAGUGACGUCGACGACGUGACCGGCAAGUUCUCCAUCUCCGACAAGUUCUUGCCGCCUCGCGUCCACGAUUUCGACUCGGAUCUCGGCGCCAUCGAGCAUCUCGACAUUCACGCGCUCUUGUUUCGCCGUCGAAGCAGCUUCGAUCGAGCCACGUCGGCGUUUCGCGUCACGGCGACUCACGCCCCUGUCGGCUCCGCCUCCGCCAAGUCGUACCCAUCUCAAUGCGAGUAUUGCAUGACCGAAGCGAGGUGA